AUGAACCAACAAAAAAAAUUCGAAUUUGAUUUAUUUAGUGAAUUUACCGAAGAAGAAGAAGCAUUCUAUGCUUCGAUAGCAAAUCAAUUCGAGAUUAAAAGGAGGGAAUGUCUUGCGAAAUUACCAAGCAAUUCAUUAGACCGUACACCGGAACAAUCCAGAUUAUUUUAUAAAAUUUCUCGGGAUCUAACGCAAAGACAACCUUAUAUUUUACCAGGAAUUCUAAAUCAAGAAGAAUGUAACAUGAUCUUAGAAAAGGUCUUAAAUCACGUGUCUUCCUCGAUUCCAAAUGAUACGAACGAAACAGUAAAAAGGAAUGUUGAAGGUUGGACAACUUCAAGGCAUUCAGCGUAUCCGACAACAGAUAUUCCAUGUUCCUCCAUUCCAACUUUAAACAACUUUAUUCGUGACAUAUUACAUUCACGGGUUAUAACAAAGAUAUCAGUUAAUGCCGGAUUUAAAUCUUCAAAUGAACUAGAUUUUAAGGAUUUAUUUUUUGUAAAAUAUGAAGCAAAAGAAGGCGAACAAUCUGAAUUGAAAUUACAUAGCGAUGGAUGCUUGAUUUCUUUUAACAUUUUAUUAAAUAUGAGAAACGAAUUUGAAGGUGGUGGAACUUAUUUUUCUUUCAACGAAAAGUUAUAUGAAAUUGAAAUGGGUGACUGUUUGGUACAUGAUAGUAGACAUUUACACGCAGGCAGAAAGAUUACCAAAGGAACAAUUCAACGAUUACUGAACUACCUUCCAUUACAAGUAAUUGGUUCUUUUACUUUCCUAAAUCACGUACAAAAUUCCAUAUUGGCCCUUAAUUUAAUUCGUGAACAAAUUGAUUAUGCAAAAUUGAGAUAUUUAUUGCAAAAUCAUGAGAAGAAAAGUUCAACGACAUUCGAUACAUCUAAUAUUUUAGGGAGCUUAGAUGAAUUAUCAAAUCAAGUAAGAAAUCUCUCACAAAACGAAGAGAUGGUGGAAGAAAAGCUAGAGAAUGAAAUAGAAGAAGUAAUAAAAGAAGUAGAAACCGUUGAAGUCAAAGGUCGAGAAAAUGUGAUCGAACUUGAGCAGCUACGUGAGGAGAACGAACAACUCAAAUUAGAAUUGCAAGCGUUCAAAAGGAACACAAGGCCAUUAUUUAAGAGUCCUUCCAAGGGGUCAAAAUCAACGGAAACACGACGAAACAUUCUCAAAGAUAAAUUGUAUUUCAAAUUACAAUUAGGCAAAGUUGAUGAGUUGGAAACCGAAAUCUUGGCCAAUUUGGAAAUUAUGUUAACUUUAAGAAUCGAUGAUGUGAAUCGAGUCGUUCCUUCUCUAGAGCAAAUCAACAAAGUUAUGAGAGUAGUGCCACAGCUGCGAGAUUUCAUCAUGAAAGUUAUUUUAUUAGUGUUAGAUAACAAUGAAGAAAUAAAUCUCGACAUAUCAUCUAAAAUGCUACCACAAGAUAUUCCAAUUCCAUCAGAACAAAUGUUAAAGAAAACAAUUGAAACUUUAAAAGAAUGGCGUGAAACUCUCAAAGAUAUGAAACUAUAUGCGGCUCAACUUUUACAUUAG
This is a messenger RNA of Funneliformis mosseae, 1539 nucleotides long. The record is from the annotation of a GenBank genome assembly. NCBI's taxonomy places the organism in Eukaryota, Fungi, Glomeromycota, Glomeromycetes, Glomerales, Glomeraceae.